Molecule: messenger RNA, 1125 nt
Organism: Dictyostelium discoideum AX4
Lineage: Eukaryota; Evosea; Eumycetozoa; Dictyosteliales; Dictyosteliaceae
Gene: pex10
Product: RING zinc finger-containing protein
Exons: 3
Coding region: 1-1125 (374 amino acids)
Biological process (GO): protein import into peroxisome matrix; protein ubiquitination; peroxisome organization
Cellular component (GO): peroxisomal membrane
Molecular function (GO): ubiquitin protein ligase activity; zinc ion binding
Source: RefSeq, a predicted model, not a curated record
AUGUCGAAUGUUCAAUCUCAAUCAAAUAGCCAUCAUCCAGUUCAUAAUAUUGUAAAUAGAUCACCAACUAGUAGAAGUGAACAACAAAUUAGAUCAAUCCCACCAACAAAUAAUAAUAAUAAUAAUAAUAAUAAUAGUAUUAAUAAUAUUAAUAAUAAUACACAAAGACAACCUUUAAAUAAUAAUAAUAAUAAUAAUAAUAAUAUUAAUAGAAAUAAUUCAAAUUUAUAUCCAUCAUAUGCAGAUCAACCAGAUAUAUUAAGAUCAUCACAAAAAGAUGAAUAUUAUAAAAAAUUAUUUGAAGAUCAAUGUUUUGAAAUGUUAACACGUAUUACAGGACCAAGAUUUAUAAUGAAUAGACAAAGUGAAUCUAAACUAUUAGCAAAUACAAUUUAUUAUUUAUUAACAACAAUGAUUGGUUCUCAAACUUUAGGUGAAGAAUAUUGCAACUUACGUAAAAUUAAAGAUAAAACAUUUUCAAUACCUUCAAUACCUGAUAGAAUAAAAUUAUAUUUUUUUCAUUUAUUAGCACCUUAUUUAAUAAAGAAAUCAUUACCAAAAUUAUUUCAACGUCAUCCAAAAUUAUAUAUUUUAAAAGAGAUAUUUCCAAAAUUUGAAAGAUUACAUUUAGCAUUAUUCUAUUUCAAUGGUUCUUAUUUUGAAUUCUCAAAGAGAUUAUCAGAUAUACGUUAUAUAUUCAAUCGUAAAAUUGACCAAAAGAGACCAAAAUAUGAUAUAUUAGGUUUAUUAAUUAUUAUUCAAAUAUUAUUAUCAACAUUUAUGUAUUUAAAAGAGAAUUCUUUCUUUUUAAAACAACAACAAAAAGAUGGUGGUUGUAAUGGUGAUGGUGAAGAAGAUAAUCAAGAUUUAAAUAAAGAUAUUAAAAUUGAACAAGUUGAUAGUGUUAUAAAUAAUAAUAAUCAAGAUCAAAAUAAUAAUCAAGAAGAGGAAGAGGAACAAAAGUGUACAUUAUGUUUAGAAGUUAGAACUCAUACAACUGCAACAAUUUGUGGUCAUUUAUUUUGUUGGCAUUGUAUUACUGAAUGGUGUAAUAAUAAAGAACAGUGCCCAGUUUGUCGUUGCCCCAUUAGUAUCAGGACCUGUGUUCCUUUAUAUAAUUAUUAA